Mercurialis annua (annual mercury) is the source of this 1506-nucleotide messenger RNA. Its product is annotated as bifunctional nitrilase/nitrile hydratase NIT4B-like. Bases 208 to 1254 code for a protein of 348 amino acids. Lineage: Eukaryota; Viridiplantae; Streptophyta; Magnoliopsida; Malpighiales; Euphorbiaceae. The transcript has 5 exons. Gene Ontology annotation, molecular function: nitrilase activity; nitrile hydratase activity. The record is from RefSeq and is a predicted model, not a curated record. Gene Ontology annotation, biological process: detoxification of nitrogen compound.
CCCAUCACUGCCACUACAUAAUAUUUCUCAAAAAGAUGUAGUCUACCACACAGAAAAAGCCAAAAGGAAUAAAUUAAAAAACCAUACUUUUUUGUUUGAAAGGUCCAGAAUACUCCUCAGCUUAAAAGGAAAGAAAAAAGAUUGACAAUCAAUAAUGCAAGCUCAAAACUUCCACCACCACACCAAAACCACUCUCCCAAAGAGGCAAUGUCGCUUGCUCCUACAGCUCUAGCACCUCCAACUUCCCCUCUUUUUGCGGAGGUAGCCAUGGGAGCUGACUCCUCUACUUCUAUUGUUCGAGCCACUGUUAUUCAAGCCUCCACUGUCUUCUAUGACACCCCUGCCACUCUUGAUAAGGCUGAGAGGUUACUGGCAGAAGCAGCUGGAUAUGGAUCCCAACUGGUUGUGUUUCCAGAAGCUUUUAUUGGCGGUUAUCCUCGUGGUUCCACUUUCGGUGCAUCCAUCGGGAAUCGAACGUUAAAGGGUAGAGAAGAAUUCCGCAAGUAUCAUGCUGCUGCCAUUGAUGUACCUGGUCCAGAAGUCGAUCGAUUAGCAGCAAUGGCUGGAAAGUAUAAGGUGUAUCUAGUAAUGGGUGUGAUAGAGAGGGAGGGAUAUACUCUCUAUUGUUCUAUAUUGUUUUUUGACAGUAAUGGUCAGUACCUGGCGAAGCACCGAAAAGUCAUGCCAACUGCAGUGGAACGUAUAGUUUGGGGGUUUGGUGAUGGAUCAACAAUUCCAGUUAUUGACACUCCAAUUGGUAAAAUUGGUGGUGCGAUUUGUUGGGAAAAUAGAAUGCCACUUCUGAGGACAGCUAUGUAUGCUAAAGGUAUUGAAAUUUAUUGUGCACCUACUGCUGAUUCCAGGGAUACAUGGCAAGCAACAAUGAAAAGCAUUGCUCUUGAAGGUGGAUGUUUUGUGCUUUCUGCCAAUCAAUUCUGCCGAAGAAAAGAUUAUCCACCCCCACCAGAGUACACAUUCUUUGGCAUAGAAGAUGAGCUCACACCAGAUUCUGUUGUCUGUGCUGGAGGCAGUGUCAUUAUAUCACCCUUUGGGAAUGUUUUGGCAGGACCUAAUUAUGAUGGAGAGGCUCUAAUCUCAGCAGACCUAGAUCUUGGAGACAUAGCAAGAGCAAAGUUCGACUUUGACGUAGUUGGGCAUUAUUCAAGGCCAGAAGUUCUCAGCUUGACUGUAAAGGACCAUCCAACAAAAGCAGUUAUCUUCACCUCUUCUGAUAAGAAAACUGAAGAUUCAUAGCUGCAGUUAUCAUUAGAGGUCAGAGAUGUGGGGACUGUUGUAGCUUCUUCUAUUGGAAGACGUUUUCUUACAUUAUAAAUAACCUUUUGUCCUCUGAAUGUAACUCUUAAUAAUAAAUUAGGUUAAAUCAGUUUAUGAUUUAAUCAGUUGUGCGCACUAGCAGGAAUUGCUGAGUGCCUGAACUAUGUAUUUUAUUGGCCGUUGCAUUAUUUAUAAUUCUGAAGAAUUCAAGAUUUCUUCUUCUUUCUGCUA